AUGACGGGAGAAAUUAUAGCUUUACAGAACGUUUUUAUUCAUAAUAAUAAAGAAAAAAGAAAAAAAAAAAACUCCAUGAACAAAAAGGAAAAAUGGGUAUUUGUUGAUAUCACGAAAGUUUGCCACGUGAAACAAUGCCUGUAUGAUGGAAAACACGAAAUUGAAAGGCGAUUAUUUACUUCACAAUGUCAAUGUUGA
Molecule: messenger RNA, 198 nt
Organism: Clunio marinus
Lineage: Eukaryota; Metazoa; Arthropoda; Insecta; Diptera; Chironomidae
Source: the annotation of a GenBank genome assembly